Molecule: messenger RNA, 465 nt
Organism: Trichoderma virens Gv29-8
Lineage: Eukaryota; Fungi; Ascomycota; Sordariomycetes; Hypocreales; Hypocreaceae
Exons: 3
Coding region: 1-465 (154 amino acids)
Source: RefSeq, a predicted model, not a curated record
AUGCUAACUUCUGAGAAGCCUGCGCGUUGUCAGGCGCUAGUUUUCUACUCGACCUUCCUCCGCACCAAACUCGAAUUCUCCAUCCGUCCCAGCGACUCUAUGCUCCGCAAAAACACCGCGUCUGCAACCCCGAACCCAGGAGAAUUCCAGCACGUCGAUACCCUCACUCUUUCAGAAGCCGCACUCGUCCUCAAUGCGCUGGUCAAGGGUCUCCCUCCCGCCACAGCCUCGAACACGGACCUCGUGCCCAGCUGCGGCCCCUUCUGGGUCAAGUUUCUGGCAGACAAGCAGCUCGGCGUCCGCCAGAUCCGCCACGACAGCGUCGAGAACGUCGCCAAGAUUGAGUGCUUCCUCGAGGACGAUCUGCUCGCCAAAACUAUCCACCACGAGCUCGUGGCACGGCACGUGCUUCUCUCUCGUGAUGUAUUGGCAAACGCAGUUGCUCGCUUAGUAGGCACCUCCUAG